This is a messenger RNA of Oryzias latipes (Japanese medaka), 2109 nucleotides long. Its product is annotated as actin-associated protein FAM107A. Gene Ontology annotation, biological process: regulation of actin cytoskeleton organization; actin filament bundle assembly; actin filament polymerization. NCBI's taxonomy places the organism in Eukaryota, Metazoa, Chordata, Actinopteri, Beloniformes, Adrianichthyidae. The record is from RefSeq and is a predicted model, not a curated record. Gene Ontology annotation, cellular component: stress fiber; synapse; neuron projection.
AAGUUUGAAAAUGUAAAAACAUUUUCUCUAAACAAACUCUGAAACUGUAUGAUAUUGUAGAGAACAAAGGACAACAUUUCUAGACAUAAUGUUAAAAUUUCAACUGAAUCAAAAGAAAUUAGUUGAGAACAGAAAAUGAGGCUUACAUAGAAACCUGUGGAAUACAGUAUGUUGUAGCAGCCCUUGGUCUUCAAUGCCCAGCAGUGUCUGUGUGUGAACUGUGAACACUAGGGGCCUCAUUCAAAGCGCUCAGAUAACAGCUCUUUGUGGCAUCAUCGUCUUUCAGCAGCACACAGCAGCUCCUGCUUUCAGACGGCCUCUCAUGACGGACCAGCACUACGCAGGUAAGACCAAAGUCUGCUUUUUCCUGAGGUUCUGCUGCCGUGUGUCCUGUAAAGACGAGUCAGAGGAGUGGAAACAAUGAUUUCAUUCUUUUUUAACUUCAACAGACUCCUUACACCCGUCACAGAACAGCCAAUCGAUGUUAGCAGUCUACCAGUCUGAUUUCUCUAUACUUCUCUUUCUUUUGUUUAGUCAAUAAACCUACAUGCAUGUUAGAUUAAACAGUAAAUCUAGACUGCAAACAGAGGGACGUGUAUUCGACAUGUCCCUCUGUUUGCAGGUCUGUCUUUCUUAUCACUUAUCUGCUCUGCUAGCCUCCCACAAACACACACUGAUAGCAUAAAUAAUGCAUUUCUGCCACAGUUUUCUGUUUCCUCACAACUCUGCUCUCUGAUUUCAGGAUUGUCUUGAUGUUGAUUCACCCUCUGCUCUGUUUGUUGCAGCGGCCCACCAUGCAGCAGGAGCUGGGGCUCCACACUGGGCGCACAGGAAAUGCAGUCAAAGCUGAACCUUCUUCAGGUGACUUCAGCCCCAUGAAAGGUUCUAGGACUCAUAACAAACUUCACAAGGAACUACUACUGGCUCACAAGAAGGGUCUGGUGCUGAGCAGUAGGACGGAGCUUCAGCAGGUUUUGGAGAGGAGGAAAAGGGUCCAGGGGAACCAGGAUGAGGGAGAGCUGAGCAGAACUCCUCUGGAGGAUAUGCUGCACAAACGACAGCAGAAACAACUCGAGAAAGAAAAGGAGGAAGACGAGGCGACGCGUGGAGAAGCCCAGUUGUUGGAGUUCUUCAGGGUCCGACAGAACCUGCGGAAGAUCCAUUCAAACGCCUCCAGCAAAGUCGCUAACUCUGCUCUGGAGUAAUGACGCAAACAGACAUUUGUAGACAGAGAAGAAACCCCGAGAUACUCCACAUUUGAAGCUACAUGAUCAAAUCCAACAUUUUUAAAGGUUUAAGCUUGUCUGUCUUAUUAGUGAAUGCAUGUCAAAUCGUUGAAAAUGACAUUAAAAUGUCAACGUUCAGCGUUCCUGUGACACCUGUCUUUACUGUGAAGUGGGUCUGGAUAAGAACAGCUGCUCUGCUAGAACCUCCUUCAUCUUUGGAGUAACUAAUGAGGUUUUCUCUAAACUGAGCUAAAUCAGUGUUACUUUCAUGCAACGUUUUCUGCGAAAGCAGACAUGUGUGUAGCUGCAAUGAUGUGUGCUGUGUGACUUAACCCACUGACCCCGGGGUCACUGCCAGGACCACAGUCAUUCAUCCUAGAAAGACAGGCUUCAUAGGUUGAUUGGUGAAUCUGCGUGGCCCUAAAACAGACAGGAGAACCGUCCAGAGUGUGCCUUGCCUUCACCCAGGGCAAUGGCUGGGAUAGGCUCCAGCAACCCUAUAAGCCUGAAAGGGAUUAAGUGGGUUUGGAGGAUGGAUGGAUAUACACACCAGUCCAGAGAUAUUUUGCCCACCUAAAUUAUAGUUUAUAGCCAAAAGAACAAGUUUAGGUUUAUAUAAAAAUACUUUUACUAAACCAAUAAAUGAGAGGUGUUACAUUGUUCAUGCUUUUAACCCUCAGAGAACAUUUUUCAAAACAAAACACAGUUUGAGCAACAGAGGUUUCUUUAUUUGGCAUUUGUAAGCAUUUCAAAUUUUACCACACCUCCUAGACAUCUCAAUAAAACUUAUUUUAUCUUUAUGAAGAUCUGAAUCACUUUAUGAAGAUCUGAAUCACUAAUGUGUCUGUGGCUAACAAUGAGGUACAGACUUCCCCCACAGGAG